AUGAAAAGUAAUGAAUUGGAUAGAAAAAAAUCAUCAAGUUCUUCAAAUGGGUAUGAAGAUUUAAGAAAGAGCAAAGAUAGAGUGAAGAAUACUAAUAAUAACAUAGAUAAUGUAAGAAUAAAUAAAAAAGAUAAUGAAAAAAAUUCUAUGAAAAUUAAAGAAAAAUUAAAAAAAUUAAAACAUCAUAGUAAAAGAGAGAAUAGUAAUUCAAUGAUAUAUCAAAAGAACCAUUUAAGAAAAAAAGAAAACUAUUCUGAAAAAUAUGAAAUAGAAAAAAGUAAUAGUAGCAAUACAAGUGAUCUAUUAGUAAAUAAAAAAGAUAAACAAAAAAUUAGAGAAAAUCUGAUAAAAAAGUUAGAAAAGUUUAAAAGAGAAAAUAGAAUAUAUGAUAAUAAAUAUAAAAGUAGUAGUAAUGAUCAAAACAGCUUUAGUGAUAAAGAAAGCAGUAGUAGUGAUAAAAGAAAAGAAAUCAUUAAUAAACAUAGAAGACAUACUACUAGUGUUAGUAGAAGUAUUAGUGAAAAUAGAAGUACAUUUACUAGUUAUAGCAAUAGUAGCGCAUUUACAAAAAGUGAAAGAAGCAAUACUGGUAGCAGCUUCUAUGAAAAAAAAAAACACAGUUCUAGAAAAAGUUUUUCAAGAGAUAGCAAAGAUAAUUCUAGAGACAACAAUAAUAUUAAAACUAAAAGAAGAAAUACAAAUAUAUAUAAUAAAAGCCUAAGUAGAUCUUUAUCAUCAGCUUCAUUACAAAACAGUUAUACGAAAUCGCACAAAGAAAUAAUAUCAAAUGAUAUGGAUAACUCAUUUAAAAAAAAGGAGAAAAAAAAAAGGAAUUUCGACCAUGAAGAUAAUGAUUACCUAUAUAAUAAAAAUGAUGAAACAAAAUAUAAGUUGGAUGAAAAGCACCACAAUAAUAUACAUAAAAAAAAAAAAUUUUCGCAUAAUGAUAAUAUGACUUUUAAUAAAGCAGGGAGAAAUUCUAAAUAUCUAUAUAAUAAAAUAACAGGAGAAAAAAUAGAAGUGAAAUAUUCUAGAGUUCCAUUAGGAUAUCAUACAACUAAGGAAAGUUGGAUGAAUUACACUAAAUGGUUACAAAAAAAAAAUGAUUACAGAUUCAGUUUACAUUUUGAUGAACAUAAAAUUUUUAGAAAAUCAAGUUCCUUAUCACCAACUACAUGGGAAAAUUAUGUAAAAAUUUCAGAAGAUGAAGACGAAGGCGAAGACGAAAAUGAAGAUAAAAAAAAGGAAAAAACUGAAGAAAUAAAUGAAAAAAUUGAAAAUAAGGGAAAAGAAGAAAAUACGGAAGAAAAUAAAAAAAAUGAAUUAAAUAAUAAAUCUAAGGACAAAAAAUUAAAAAAGGAACACGAUAAUAAUACUUUGGAAAGUUCUAGAGAUUUAACAAUUUCGUCAUCAGUAUCUUAUGACAAAAUAGAAAGUGUAAAUUCUAAAAAAAAGAAAGUGAAAAAACAUAGUAGCAAAUCGAGAAAAGAAAAGAAAAAUGAAGAAAAAAAAAAAAAAAAAAAAAUUAAAAAAUAUCAUAUAGAUAAAAAAAAUUAUAAAGAGCACAAAUUGCAUAAAGAAAAAAAAAAAGAAAAGAAAAGAAAGAAACACCAUAAAAAAGAUGAUAGUUUGGAUAAAAAGAGAAAUAAAAGGAAACAUAAAUCACAUAAAAAAAAUAAAUUAAAAGAUAAUAAAAAAUAUGAUAAAAAAAAUAGAUCAAAGUAUAAAAAAAAUAGAAAACAUUUAACGAACACAGAUAGUGAUGAAGGAAACGAAUCUGACACAUCAGAGCAGACAUCUACAUCUGUAACUUCAUUAUCUUUUCUUAAUGAAGAAUAUGAUUUUGUUGAUAAAAACAUGACUAUCGAAAAUAAAAAAAAUAAAGAACAGGUUCGUGAAGACAGUUGUGAUUUUAUCAAGGAUAAUCAAAUAAAUAAACGAGAGGAAGAGAAUAAAGAAAACAAAUUAGAAAAUAUACCAAAAGAAAAAACAAAGGAAUGUGAAGAAAAUGUUUUCUAUAAAAACAAUAAUUUAAAAAUUAUUGAAAAAGAAAUAUCUUGUGAAAAAGAUAAAACAGAUAAAGAAGCAUAUCUUUAUUCCGAUAAAUCGUCAGAUAACGAAAGUUUAGGCCCCAAACCAUUAGAUGUAAAUGUUAAGUUAGCGAAUAGACAAAUUGAUUAUGGUGUCGCUAUGAUGCCUGGAGAAGGUCAAGCAAUAGCGCAAUUCGUUCAAAAAGGAAAAAGAAUUCCAAGAAGAGGAGAAGUUGGAUUAUCGGCUGAAGCUAUUGAAAAUUUCGAAAGUCUUGGAUAUGUUAUGAGUGGAUCAAGGCAUAAAAGAAUGAAUGCUAUUCGUAUGAGAAAAGAAAAUCAAGUUUAUAGUGCAGAAGAACAGAGGGCAUUAGCCAUGUUUAAUUAUGAAGAAAGAACCAACAGAGAAAAUGCUUUAAUUAAUGAUCUAAAAGAAAUAUUAAGAAAACAAAAUGAAGCUAUAUUAAAUGAAACAAUAAAUAAAAAUGAUAAUAACUAA
Plasmodium gallinaceum is the source of this 2526-nucleotide messenger RNA. RefSeq names its product heat shock protein 86 family protein, putative. Gene Ontology annotation, cellular component: nucleus. Lineage: Eukaryota; Apicomplexa; Aconoidasida; Haemosporida; Plasmodiidae. Gene Ontology annotation, biological process: regulation of gene expression. Gene Ontology annotation, molecular function: chromatin binding. Bases 1 to 2526 code for a protein of 841 amino acids. The record is from RefSeq and is a predicted model, not a curated record. The transcript has a single exon.